AUGGCGGAUGUCAUCGGAUCCGCAAACCGCGGAGACCUGGUCAGCAAUGCCCGACCGUCAGCUAUCCGUUUCAAGAGCAGAUGGUCGAGCACGCCGUAUGGUGGCCGAAUUGGACUUGACACGCAGUUGCCUGGACGCCGUCUCCAAGGCCAGGCAGCUGUUCGCAGUUAG
Molecule: messenger RNA, 171 nt
Organism: Parastagonospora nodorum SN15
Lineage: Eukaryota; Fungi; Ascomycota; Dothideomycetes; Pleosporales; Phaeosphaeriaceae
Exons: 2
Coding region: 1-171 (56 amino acids)
Source: RefSeq, a predicted model, not a curated record